Molecule: messenger RNA, 4843 nt
Organism: Cryptotermes secundus
Lineage: Eukaryota; Metazoa; Arthropoda; Insecta; Blattodea; Kalotermitidae
Product: zinc finger protein Xfin
Exons: 14
Coding region: 290-4642 (1450 amino acids)
Biological process (GO): regulation of transcription by RNA polymerase II
Cellular component (GO): nucleus
Molecular function (GO): RNA polymerase II transcription regulatory region sequence-specific DNA binding; DNA-binding transcription factor activity, RNA polymerase II-specific
Source: RefSeq, a predicted model, not a curated record
AUGCGGCUACAGAAUUUCGACCAGUUCGACAGUCGUUUGUUUAUUUUCUGAUUCAUAAUGGCGGUGAGCAAAUGAUAAGGAGAAGCGUGCAAUAUAACCUACAAUUAACAUAGUUAUAGUCUCAGUGACUUUAAUUUACUCUGUGUGUAUUUUGUAAGAGAACGUAAUGGUGCAAUUAAAUUUAAUGUUUAAAUGUCCAUAUUUCAAGUGAAUAGUUAAAAGUACGUGAAAAGAUUUGGAUGGGGUUCCAAAUGUGUAGGCAAAUAAUAUACGAACACAAUUCCCGACAAUGACAGCUGUUAAAGGACUAGAUAACAUGAUCGCCAACCCAGGCUGUAAUGUUCAGUCUGGUGUUGUUCUGCUCACUGGCUUACCAACGAAUUUCUUUAACGAAGAAGUACCAACAUUAAUUUUGAGGACUCAACAAGACACACUAGGUGCUCAGGCACAGGAAAAUACGCAAGUUCAACCUAAUUUAGGUUUGUAUUCGAUCGUUCUGGGAAGUGAAUUAUUAGAACCAAGCCUGCAAGAGGAAAAUAGAGAAUCCAUCGAAAAUAAUAAAUCUGGUGAUGAGAGCAACAGUGACCAGUUGUUGAAUUCAGUAAACAUUCCUUCUGAACAGAACAUGAUCAGUGCUAGACCAGUAACACACAUUGAAAUUAUCAGACAGAAGCCCAGUGUAGUGAAGGUGAAGCAUGGUGCAUCUCGUCGUGUCACUGGUGCAAACAGAGUGGUACCAUUGAUUACAAGCAUGUGGCAGAAACGAGAGCUCAAAAGCAUUGAACCAUCUUUGGCAGCAACGUACAAAACAAUUCUGGAUGAUCCAGAUUACAGUGAUGAACAUGAAUGUGAAACAUGCCACAAGCAAUUUCUGUCGGCCACACAGGUAGAACACCACAUUAAGGAGAUGCAUCCUCAACAACAGGUGGUGCUAGAACAGUGCUUUGUAUGCAGGAAGAAGUAUGUGGUCCAGUCUCAGCUGAAGCGCCAUCUAUCAGCAGUUCAUGGAAUUCAGUACCCAGAAAUGAUAUGCAAAAUAUGCUUCAUGGAAUUUAACACAGUGAUGGAACAGAAAGCACAUGAGCGCAAACAUGACAAAAUAUAUUCUUGUCAGUAUUGCUCCACAAAAUUUGCAUCAGUAUACUUUUGUCAGAAACAUUAUGACAAGCACCUUGUUGAUGUGAAGCCGUAUCAAUGUUCGUAUUGUGGGAAAAGAUUCCAGAACAGCAUUUCACUUGACAUCCAUCGCUAUCGGCACAGAUGCUCAAAAUGUCUGAUAUGUCACACAUUGUUUGCAAACGAAUUGGAAUUGUUAAUGCACGUAAGGGAUCAUGGGGUCCAGGGCAAGAAUCAGUUCUUGGCAGCAAUUGAGGAGCUGGACCAAGAGGAGUCCCAGUUGGAAGACAUGCUGGGUGUCUACUUUAAAACAAGCACAGAAAAUCAUCCAGCAGCAGACAUCAAUAAAGAUGUGACUGACUGUGUAGAAGGGCUCCUGUGUUCGGUCUCCCAGACACUGGAAGCUGAUGGGUCGGUACCAGAGUCACUGGCAGACAAGAGAGGACUGGAGUGCAAGCUCUGUGGACUGGAGGUUCAGUCACCAACCGAAUUGGUGGAGCAUCGGCGUAGCAAUCAUAUACGUAGCUGUACAUGCCUGGUUUGUGGUAAGAGAAGCCGAUCUGUCAGCCAGACAUGGCGACAUAUAGCCACGCAUGUCGACAAAGUGAAGUCUAAUGAAACGGUGUACCUCGUCAAAAAGACUGAGCAACAGUGUCACGUGUGUCACAAGACUUUCCUGUCAAAAGGGAAGAAGAAUUUCCACUUGGAACAUGUGCACAAGGUUGAAACUAUCCAGCGUCCACACAGCUGUACAGUCUGUUCAAGAAAAUUCCAACAUAAGACUUCUAGAGACAGGCAUAUGCUGCUACACAGAAAGGACAAGAGUGGCCUCAGAUGUUCAGUGUGCAGCCAAGUGUUUCUGCGACCCAAAUUCCUGGUACGGCAUGCCACAGAGCAUGAGUCCUGCAAUGAGUGUCACAUCUGCAGCAAAACAUUCUCCAGCCGCAGACAACUCAAAGUGCACCUAAACGGCCACAGCCAUGCUGUGUUUGGAAAGAAGUUCAAAUGCUCACUGUGUUCAGUGACCUGUCAGGGUGUGUCGGGCCUGCGGGAACACAUGAGAAUCCAUACUGGUGAGCGACCCUUCAACUGCACUCAAUGUGAGGGGAGGUUCAAACGCCUCCAGGCCCUCAAGAAGCAUAUCAGCACUGUGCAUUGUGGUCCUGGCACAGUGAAUCACCCCUGUGCCAGCUGUCCGAUGAUUUUCAAUAAUCGAGGGAACUUGCUGCGCCAUUUCUUGCGCAUCCACCGUGGUUUGCGUCGCUUCAUAUGUGGGCUCUGUGGUGCCCGCUAUGGACAGAACCAAGACUUGCGAAGGCAUCUCAAGGCAAAACACCAAGUGGAUAUGCCAGUCAUUUCAUGUGUGGACAAGAAAACUGUCAGCGAGAUUUAUGUUCUGCCACCUAUCGAUAAAAUCCCUGAGUCACAUCCACAUGCAGAAAGGAUAAACAAACUUGUGGCUGAGGAGAAGAGCAAACUUGAAGAUGUAACAGAGAUGAUAGGUAAGAAGGGUCUGGUAGCAAGACAUAUCACACCAGAGGACCUUGCAAUUCGGCCCACAAAGGUCAGUCACAAGGAGCCAGUUCAGUCAAAACGUUUAAAUGACAAAGAGAAUAUAUCGUCAGACAAGGCAAAUCAGUAUAUAAGUCCAGACACUGACAGUAUUACUGAUGUGGCAUGUUCAAGGAAGAUGGAUCUUGGAGCUGCUAAUAAACCCCCACAGCCUGGUAAAUCUUCAUUCAGCACUAAGAUGCAACUUGGAAGUCUGGAGGAGCAGCAAGAAGUACAAGAAGUAAAAGCAGGGAGUUCCAUGCCAGUAGUUGGAGAUGUGUCAUCCCAGUUCAAGAGCAUCAUAAAAAUGCAAACAUGUAGCCAGUGUCAUAAGCCAUUUUGUGAAGACACACUGAGUAAAGUGGGAUCGGACAGCAUAAAGAUCAUUUGUAAGAAAUGCACAGUUUCAGAAAGUAGCACACCUGAGGAGAUGCUGACUUUAUAUCGGUGUGGGAUAUGUUUCAUGGACUUCUUUGAAAGAGAUGUUCUGACAAGGCACAUGGAUGAACAGCACAAGGUGCCUCCUGAACUAAUACCAAGUGUAGUCACAAAAACCUCUACAGACGUAUCAAAUACAGAUACCACUGUCACGAAUCUGAGCCAAGGCCCUGCCACGUCAACAGACAUGGGACUGUUAUGUCCACCAAUGAACUUACUUCUACGGAACAUUGUUUUACAGCCACGACCAGCAAUACAAACAUUGCCUCUAACAUUCACCAAUCAGAACAUCCUGCUGAACUCUGCCCCCAUGUUCACACUCCAGCCAUCAGUGCUGACAACUCUGUCUCAGUCUUCUGGAAUUAUAACUCCAAAGAACUUGCUGUCUGGCCCUAGUAUGUCCCUGCAAACCCCUGCAGAAGUUUUAAUAAACCCAGGAAAAGUUCUGUUACCAGAUUCUGUUCCUGAAGUUGCUAAACCGAAGCUGAAUUCAAUGAAUAAAGCCAUGGAUAACAGCAAAUUGAUCCUAGAGGCAAAUCCUGUGGAGAAGACCGUAAUCAGGAAGUCAAAUAACGAAUCACCAAAAGCAACAGAGAAACAUCCAGUUGGAGCAGAGUACACCUGCAAACAGUGUGGCAAAAAAUUCUUCAACAGUGCAAGACUGGAACGGCACCUCAAGACACAUAUGGGAGAACGACCCUUUGGCUGUGCUCAGUGUGGCAAACAUUUCUCGGAGAAACACAACCUGAAAGUGCACAUGCGUACACACACUGGAGAGCGCCCAUACACGUGUACAGAAUGUGGCAAGCAGAUGAGGUACCAGAAAGAUUUUGCAGAUCACAAGAAGCAACACCUAGGAAUGAAGCCAUUUGAAUGUACAGAGUGUGGCCAGCGGUUUCUCCGACAGAGAGAACUUGUACGGCACAAGAUUACUCACACUGGAGAAAAGAAGUACAGGUGUCCCAUCUGUGACAAGGCUUUUGCCCGUAUGGAUCAACUGAAAUUGGUGCACAUGCGUCAGCACGAGACCAAGCCAGAGCCUUCCCCUUUUGUUUGUAGAACUUGCCAUAAGAGGUUCAGAGUCAAGGGGAAGCUUGAACAGCACCAGAUCCUGCACUCAGGCCAGAAGAAUCACCACUGUCCAAUCUGUGAUAAAGCUUUUGCAUUAGAUGUGUAUCUGAAAUCACAUCUGAAGACGCAUAAGAAGCAGGAUGGCUACAUCCAGUGCCCAAAGUGCGCUCGAAGAUUUGCUUCUGAAGAGACAUUACAGAUCCAUGAUGACAGGUUUCAUGUCAGAAUGCAGAGAAUUGCAAAGCAGUCCAGAGACGGGAACAAAAAGAAGCAUAAAAAAUUGAGUGUACUCCCAGACACGGCCCUGCUGGAGCCUGAAAUAGACAUCACAGAUAUGGAUGCAAUAGGGGCAGUCAGCCUCCUGGAGGAGGGAGAUGACAUCCUUUCGGACAAGUGUAACACUGUCGUCUAUCUGCAGAUGGUGCCAGACCUUGAUUUGUCUCUCAAUAACGACACCUCAGAGUAAUAUCAUGCAAGGUCAAUAAACAGAGAUUCAUCACAUCAUCUUGAGGUAUUGAUAUGUUCCCUUCUUGUCCACUUUUUUCCUUGCCAACUACCAGAGCCUGAAGACUCAGCACUGCUAAUUCUAAAGCUUACCAUGGGACAUGAUCCUGAGCCAGCUCUACCCACCUCCCAUCCUCACAACCUAUUUCCCUAAGAUCCAACU